CUACAGCGAAAUUCACAGCAACUUCAAUGUCCACUUUCUCUGUGUGAUAAUGUAUUGCCCGUAUACAUGCAGAUGUUAGCCUAAGUCUAAGACUGAGUGUACCUGGUGCUAAAAAUCAAAAUAACACAAAGGAAUGGACAACCAAUCAUUUGUACAGUGUAGGCCACAUUUCAUGCGACAACCAUGGCGCACUGGGGCGCUUGGCCAAAUUAUGUCCCCACCAAUAUCAACACCGUUUUUACGCCCUUGGAAGGACCAACGGGCUGACAUUCGCCUUUUUUUCCAGACAAGUCACAGACAUGAUGAGUCUGUCACAGACAUGAUGAGUCUGUCACAGAGAGUCACAGGCAUGAUGGAGGAAGGGAACAGACAGAGACCUGCUCUGAAGAUGAACUGGUUUGUUGUUAACAUGGAUGCCAUUCCACUUCUUUCACAAGCCAAAUCGCUGGUACAGCUUGCUUGUGGUGACACUGAGGGAGCAUCUAGAACACAGAAGAACUUUGUUAGGCGGUGCCCUGUUGUAUCACAGGCUGUUGCACUUGGUGCAAAACUAGCAGGAGAAGAUGAAGAGGCUGAAGAAAUAUGGAAAGAGGGGUUAGAGACAAUUGGUGGUUUUGCUGAUGGCAUGCCUGUCAUUGGUCAUGUGAAAGGAGCAAUACACUAUGCCUGUGGAGAUAAGAAAGGUGGAGAUGAAGCAAUGAAAUCUGCAUCCAGAACAGCUGGAAGCAUGGCUGGAGGAAUUGUCGGAUUUGUAGUGGGUGGCCCAGUUGGAGCGGUCGUUGGUGGAAUAGAAAGUGCAGCAGCUAUGGAUCUUAUUACAACCGCUGUUGAUUCAGCAGUACAUGAGGAAUUCCGUCCUGCUGGCUAUUUCGCACAAAUCGAAGGAGUCACUGAAAAUCCUAAGGAUCCUGGCAAAUGGUUCGAUCUUGCUGUAACACCUGCAUUUGAUGGGCUAGCUGGUUAUGGAGCAGGAGAAGUAUACUCAAGAUGGAAACCAGUGAAACAAACUCAUGCCAUGAGUAAGAAGAUUGGGGUUGCUGCCACUAAAGAUGUGGUCAAGAACGCUGACAUGGUGCGGGCAAAGGUGUCAGAUGGCACGUUGCCAUCUCGUGAGUCUGUUACUCAUACCAUGGUUCGAGAUCUGAAGACAAACGAAGUGCAUUAUGGGGUGAACCGCAGAGCAAGGCUUGAUGUUGGUAGACCAGUGAACUUACAAGAAGCACCAUUAAGUGAACUACAGAGGAGAAUACCACAGGAAAUUAGUGGUAGAAAGGCAAAUGCUCAUCGGGCAUGUGCAGAGCAUCAGGCAUAUAACAGCUAUUACAGAAGUCGCGAGGGAGCCUUACCUGCAGAGAGUCGCUGUACCACAGUACGACGUCUGGUCAACAGAAAUACUGGGCCCAUUCCCGGAGUCUGCCCGUCAGUCUGCUUUGCUGUACUCCUCACAGGGCCUCUGUUUGCUACUGUGGAGACAAUCUCGAGCAAUGUGUCCCUUCUGAUUGCAGUGGUAGCAGGUUGCGCCUUUUAUCCAGGACGGGUCACCCCGGCAGGGCUUUACAUUGGCACCUGCCAAAUGCAGCAGCCUUUCUGCGUGUGCAGCAUACUGCUCGAUCUUGGUGAGGCUCAGGAGUGCCCUCUACUGCAGCCAGGGUCACAGGCCUGGUCAGGCCACUGUGUUCCUCGUGCGUGGCAGUGAGACGAGCGAGAAAUGCUGACACCACUUCACCAUCUUCUUGCUUACACAUACUGAUCUUAGUCAUGUCUAUGUUCAAGGGAAAAGCUUCAAUCAGACGAGCACAGAGAGCAGUGAAGGUAUUUCUAUACUCACUAUUGCCAUCCGCUGGUUGGCUUCUGGCCACUCUCUGGAAACCUUGCUCCAAUCUAUACCCAUCUUGGUCAUGAGUAGGCGGCGAAGUUCAUGGGUGGUUGGUUGGAAUUCUCUGCAAAACAUCAACAGUUCAUUACCAAAUCUCUUUCCUCCUACCUCUCUCACAUUGGGAAGGGAAACCAUGCACUCCUUCAUGUCAGCUGUCAUCCAGGGUCUGUGGACUAGAAGCUCCAGCUCCAGCCACUUCCACCAUUGGAAGAUGAAGGACUUCAGACUUUAGGUUACGGCCUUGUGGACCCACUGGUGAGCAUGUGGUCAGGUCCAGGAAGGUGCCUCUUCCGUCGCCAUACACAAGACCGGAUCUCGUGUGUGACGGAGAAGCGAGGAGAGACGCUGACGCUCGAGGCGGCUGGUAGGCUGGCAGAGAUUCCAGAGGCUCAGGUGUUUUUUUUUUUUUUUGCUUUGUCUCAACUUCUCCCCCUUUCUGUGGGUGAGGCGCUUGUGGGAGUGAUGCUCCGCCUUGCUGAGGAGGCAGUGUGUGUCAGGGUGGUGGGGCAGACUCCAGGUCAGGGUCCAUCUGAAAUUUCAAACACUGAGAAGAGGGUGAGAGCCCUGCCUGUCAUUUCUCUCUUUUGUACUCUCUCUUAGGUGUUUCUUCUUUCCAUGCAGAAAACGCCCUCCAGUCCCCUAGGAACUUAACAUUAUCUGCAGACUCUUCUUUUUCCUUCCGUUUCAACUUUUUUCUAACUGUUCUAUCUGCCUGGGACUAAAACUGCCCUUCUCAGGGAAUCCUGUCCUUUACCCAUAUGUCAAACUGUGCCAAACAAUCCUCGCCAUACGAGGUUUUCAUAAACUGGAUGUUUGGGCUGUCAUAGGAACACCCAAUUCUUAUUAUAGCACAUGUAGCCUCAGGCUUACUUGCUUUUUUCUUUUCUUUCUGUAACUUGCCGUUUCUGUUCCCCAUUGUACCCUGUUAUAUCAAUAGGUUAUGACAACAAUGGCUGAGUUUCUUUACUAGGAUCACAAGAAGAAUAGGUUGGACUAUGUCCAAAAAUGCGACACAAUAAUCCUUUAGGUAUGUUCUUAUUAGUAAACAAUUUAUCUGACAUUUACCUUAAGCUAAAAGUAGGCAUCAUUUAGCACAACAACCUCAAAGACAACUCAUGCAUGUGUACAAGAUCUAUUUCUCUGUUUCAGAAUUUGGAGGACAGUACUCUGUUAAUUCAUCACUAUUUUGCGUGCACACCGGUAUGUCUUGGCGACUUCAUGAUCAAACCUCUCUAUCCCAUUCCUAUGAUGGGCCAGUUGUUCACACAGAACAAAGGGAGCAAGAUUCAAUUCUUUCCCAGUUACAGAUCGCUGAACGUGAAUCCAUCGAAACAUGCCCCCUUAUUUCACACUCUCAAGUAGGUGAGCCGUUACCCAGUCAUCACUUAGGUGGAUUUUUCUCAUACACAACCCACUAAACUACUCACGGUUUAUUGUCUCAAAACUGUGUUUUAUCCGUUUCUGCAAACAUAUUGAUGGUACCACAGCUUAGCAGUCCUCCUUGACUAGGACAAAUUUCUGUCCAUCUCUUAUAUCAGGAUUCCUUGACUAGGACAAAUUUCUGUCCGUCUCUUACAUCAGUCUUUAAAUACUGUUUCCACUAAUUUCUUUACACAAGAAUGCAAAAUUAUCACUUACUGGUUUGGUGAGCCCUGACUGUCUGGUCUCUCAUCCGAGUUUUCAGCUCCGCACCAUGGCCUUGGGAGUGUCCUGUCGUCCAAGGAUCAGAUGCGUAGAGCCCACUCAGGGACGCCAAAUUGUAAUGGAAGCUUCUAAUAAACACUUCAGAAUGCUUAGCAGUUGUCUUUUCAGUUAUUUAUUAGAGUAAAUCAUAUAAAACAGAGAUAUAAAACAGGAAAAGGAAAGAAGAAGACACCACCUCAGGUGAUGCCGAGAGUGCACACUCUGAGUUGUGUCUUAGUGGCUAUUAUCUAUUAUACUCUAAAGGCCUACUGUUCGUGUUUGUACACGACUGGCUCGAGGCUUGGCCUUGAAGUUAGACAUCGGCUCUUUGUUAAAGCAGACAAACCGGUGUGCUGUAAUUAAGCGCCGUGGACGCGUGGUCAGGCAUAAACAAGGCAGCCUGCUUAUCACCAGCCGUUGAGCCAAGGACACAGAAACACAGAGAAUAGGAAUGUUCAUUCACUAAAUUUCCUUCACACAUAUUUUAGAUUCUUCAAAGUAGCCACGGUUUAGCCCCCCCCCAGGCUACAGGAAUGAAAGACAGGACAAGAAAUAAAAGGGAUACAAAAAAUUAUCCCUCACUAACCAAAAAAAGACAAAAAGCAGGAAAGACAAAUCAAAAACAGAUUUAAAAUGAAAAAAAAAACCUUGUCAUACUUGUACAAUGAUUGUGAUGCAAGAGAGAGAGCAAAACCCCAUCAUCUCCCAACCACAGUGUUUGUGUGGCCUAUCAAGAUCGCAACAUUCAUUGGCAUGCAAAGGUCUGGACUAAAUCUGCUGCAUGCUGGUGCAAAGCUUCACCAGCCCAGGCACUGCCCCAGCUCAGCCCAUUUGAGCCGCCAGAUGCAGUAAUGCACAGCACCGGCCACCCCAUGCCACACUAGCACCCACCCACCGCCAAGCCAUCCACUGGGAGAUGGCAGAGCAUCUAUAUAUAUACAGUGCUCAGCGUAAAUGAGUCC
Messenger RNA from Neoarius graeffei (lesser salmon catfish), 4521 nucleotides. RefSeq lists its product as uncharacterized. The record is from RefSeq and is a predicted model, not a curated record. The transcript has 4 exons. NCBI's taxonomy places the organism in Eukaryota, Metazoa, Chordata, Actinopteri, Siluriformes, Ariidae. Bases 134 to 1696 code for a protein of 520 amino acids.